GCCAUUUGACAGGGCCAGCGCUAGCCGCUGACGUGUUUCCAGUUACACAAAAACACGAUUCAAUUUAGCUCUCAGCAUAAUUUCGCAUAUUUAACUGACAAUAUGUGAUAUUGUGAUUCUGACAACAUAUUAGCAUAAUAAAUGUUCAGACUUACACCGAAAGUGAGGCUCCAAAUUAACCAAUACAACAACAACAACAGGGAUAGCGGUUAGCACUGAGAAGUAGCGGCCACGGCAACAACAAACGAAGUGGAAAGCCAGCCGCACUAAACUGUAGCCGUGGCCACAAUCGAGCAGCAGCAACUGCAAACACAUAAACGCAGACAGAGAGAAACACAUACGCAUUGAGGUUGCCCCCAACUUAAAGAAACAGCACAGACAUGGCGCUGCUGACGAUGAUUGCCCGUGUCAUAGAUGGCCUGCCACUAGUUGGCACCAUGCAGGAUGAUGAGCAGAGCGGACGCAGCAUCUUGGACUAUCAAAAUCAAGCGAAAAUGCUAUUUCGCAAGCUGGGAACACACUCGCCGGCGCGCAGCAGCAUCGAAACCGGACCAUAUCUAUUUCACUAUCUUAUCGAGAACGAUGUUUGCUACUUGGUAAUGGUUGAUAAAAUGUAUUCAAAACGCUUGGCAUUCAACUAUCUGGAGGAUCUGGCGCAGGAGUUUCACACAAACUAUGGCAGACGUGUCAAUUCGGUGACACGCCCUUAUGCCUUCAUCGAGUUCGAUGUGUACAUACAGAAGGCGAAAAAGCAAUUGACAGACCGCAGGCGAAACAUUAGCAACAUCAAUACACAACUGCAGGAUGUGCAGCGUAUCAUGGUCCAGAAUAUUGACGAUGUGCUGCAACGUGGCACCGUGUUGGCAGAGCUGGACACAAAAACGCAAAACCUUUCGAUGAUGUCGCAGAAGUAUAAAAAGGAUGCCAAAUUGCUAAAUCGCAAAUCGAUGUACGUGAAGGCGGCCGCCGUUGGCACUAUAUUUCUAGUGUUUAUACUAUACUUUUGGGUUUUGUAAUAUAUGUAUGUACGUUAGUCGCAUUAGUUGUUAGUUGUUAAAUUGUAAUUGGCGUUGUUUGCGAUGCGCCGAUGAUGAUGAUUGCUGUUGUCUCUGUCGUCGUCGUCACUGCCGGCCAAACGUCAUAGACGUGUUGAAUAGAGGAGCAGCAGCAGCAGCAUAGCGGCAGCAAGUGUGCCGCUUGUUAUAAAGGCCAAAAGACAUUUAAAUAUAUUAUAUUCUAAUUGUAUAACAACAGCAGUAACAACACUAGCAACAACUACAACAGCUAGAUAAUAAUGUCCACUAAUUGGGUGGCACGCAUUUUUGAUAUGCGCCGCGCUUGCUUUAAUUUACAUUAUGCUUUGGGUUUAAAUUUCAUUUCCACAUACACACACAUUCACACACACACACCCAGAAAGAGAGAGGCAACGAUAAGCGAAACAACUCCAUAAACCAUCGAUAAUAUACACAGUUCCAUUGA
Drosophila grimshawi is the source of this 1479-nucleotide messenger RNA. RefSeq names its product vesicle-trafficking protein SEC22b-B (gene Sec22). Gene Ontology annotation, cellular component: ER to Golgi transport vesicle membrane; SNARE complex; Golgi membrane. NCBI's taxonomy places the organism in Eukaryota, Metazoa, Arthropoda, Insecta, Diptera, Drosophilidae. Gene Ontology annotation, molecular function: SNAP receptor activity. The transcript has 5 exons. The record is from RefSeq and is a predicted model, not a curated record. Gene Ontology annotation, biological process: vesicle fusion with Golgi apparatus; retrograde vesicle-mediated transport, Golgi to endoplasmic reticulum; endoplasmic reticulum to Golgi vesicle-mediated transport. Bases 381 to 1016 code for a protein of 211 amino acids.